Solanum lycopersicum (tomato) is the source of this 1694-nucleotide messenger RNA. The record is from RefSeq and is a predicted model, not a curated record. Lineage: Eukaryota; Viridiplantae; Streptophyta; Magnoliopsida; Solanales; Solanaceae.
AAUUCUUGAUGUUGGAUGUGUGCCGUAUGACUCCGGAUUAAUUUCUGCUUUAAUUGAAAGAUUUGGGCAUGGAAAAGAAUUAUUCCCCUGCAACCAUUGCCAAAGCCUCUAAGAACCAAUCAAUUUGAGGCUUUAACUGCACUUGCACGUAAAUGGACGCGACGUAGAAAUCAUCAAAAUGAGGCACGAACUGUAAUCGGUGUGAUUAGGGAUGUACUUGAUAAUCUAACUGAUGAACAGGUAUUUAAUAUUAUUAGUAUCUUAUACUUUUCAUAUUUUAUUUUAUUUUAAAUAAGAAUAUAUUUUUUUCUGCCAAUGUUGUUUUUAUAAUUAUCUUACUUAAUUAUUUUUUUAUAGUUUAUUUGGCAGCCUUAUUCGGAAGAUGUUAUUAAUGGAUUGCCUGAGUGGUGUCGGUCAGGACAACGUGUCUGGAUGGCACAGGUGCCACUGAUUUAUGGAAUUUAUCGUGAGUGGCACAUGGUUGAUCGUGUUGUGAGACAGUUCGGUUAUUUACAACAUAUUCCUGGACCGUGUACCCAAUUUUCCGAAUAUCAUUUUAAGCGUGAUAAACGAUCAAAAAUAAAACAAGAAGAUAUAGAUGCAUUUAACUAUACACAAUAUUUAUGGGAACAACGUCAAAAUCGUAUAUUUCGACCUCCAUUUGUAAGUGAUCAAAUAGAUUACUUCCGUUGGUACAUGAGGCAUACCCGCAUGGUCAUUGGAAAUCCACAACAUGUUGUACAAAAAGGGUAUCAACACAUGGCAGGAAGACAUGAGGCAUUAGCUAGGGGUCAUGAAAUGCAGUAUCGUCGAGCUCGGAUGAUUGAAAAUGAUGAAAAUCAAUCUAAUGAAAUGAGACAAUAUGCAGCGGAAGUCGCUCGUAUUUCAAUGGAGUCAAUGAAUGCGGCCUUUCAGGGAACGCGAUUGAGCUUUGAUCAUGAUUACAAUCCUCCCACUCAAUACGAUGAACCACCACCAGUACAAGUAUCUCGCCGAUCACGACAAACAACACCGAGAGAGGGUGCUCGUCGAGGUAGAAGGAUCACUAGUGAAACAACUGAUUUUUCUGCAGGGCCCUCUAACACUAAUGUGGCGACUCCCGAGCCUUAUUAUCCCACAUUUGAUUUUUCUGUAGGGCCCUCUAACACUAAUCCGAAUUUUUCUAGUCAGCAAACAGUUGGUUUUGUAACUCCGCAGGUUCCAAUAUCUGGGUUUGCACAAUUUAGUGGUUCUCAAUAUGGUUUUCAACAUGGUAUGCGUGAAUUUCCGAUACAUAAUUCUCCAUUUGGUGGAAGAUUGAAUUUUUCGAAUGUAACUGCGUUUGAUGAUUCAAGAUUUAAUGCUGGGGCUUCACAAAAUUUAGUUCUUAAUAGACAAAAUCCACCUCGGAGAACAUCUAGGCUACACAAAUCAACUAGAUGUGGAACAGGCAGUCACAAUCAAAAUGAGGAAGAUUUUGAAAAUGAAGAUGAAAAUGAAGAUGAGAAUGAAGAUGUAGAAGAUUCUGAUUCAGAAGAAUAAUUUUUUUUAUGCACCUUUAUUCUAAAAGGCUGAAGAUUCGAAUUUUGAAAUAUGUAAAUUUUGUUGUUUCGUGCAAGUUUGAACAAAGUAAUGAGAUUAUGUUUGAACAAGUUUGCAGGAUUUACUUUUCUUUUUGUAAUAGGUCAAAUCAAUACUUUUUAUGUUAUGUCAAA